GAGAGAAACUAGGGAGGAAAUCGGUUCGAUGGCCAGUCCCAUUAAUGGAUCCAUUAGCUUCCUCGUCUAUGCUUUUUUGGUUUCUUUCUCCCUAACUCUCUGCUCCCCAAAUAAAGGAUUUGCUUUGGCUGGUGGAGAGACUUUAAACUACCAUAUGGUUAAAAUCAGCUCUCUCAUGCCAUCUUCUGUUUGCAGCCCUUCCACCAAAGAUCAAAGCAAGAGGGGAUCACUUAAAGUUGUUCAUCGACAUGGACCAUGCUCUCACUUAAAUCAAGACCAAGCCAGUGCUCCAACAAUGACCCAGAUCCUCUCUCAUGACCAAUCCCGAGUCGCGUCAAUUCACCGCCGACUUGGCUGGAAGAAGGCCCAAAACAGAACCCAGGGAUUGAGAGCCACCCUCCCGGCCAAUCCCAUUCAUCGAUUCGAUAAAUUCUACGUGACGGUUGGACUUGGAACUCCCAAAAAGGAUCUAUCUCUCGUCUUCGACACUGCCAGCAGUCUCAGUUGGACUCAGUGUGAGCCAUGCACAAAGUGCUACAAUCAAAAAGAGCCCAUAUUCAACCCGUCCGCGUCGGAAUCAUACAGAAACAUAACUUGCGACGCACCGCAAUGCUCCCAACUCACCUCCGCCACCGGAGUCUCAACCGAUUGCUCCACCGCCACCUGCGCCUAUGGCAUUCAAGACGGAGGAGAUAUCGAGGGAGACUCCUCCUCUGUUGGAUUCCUCGGCUACGAAAAACUUACCAUAACUCCCUCUGAUGUUUUCCCCAAUUUCAUCUUCGGCUGCGGUAGAAACAACCAAAACCCCUUCUACGCUGCUGACGGACUGAUCGGCCUCAGCCGCGACCCCUUAUCCGCCGUCUCCCAAACUGCUUCGAAAUACGGAAAUUACUUCUACUGUCUUCCAACACCGAUUAGCACCGGAACCCUAACUUUCGGAGAGGGGGGAACGAAUUCCAAGAAUAUCAAAUUCACUCCGUCACCCGUGAAUCCAAAAGCGCCGUCGUUUUACUUCGUCGACCUCAUCGGGAUUAAAGUCGGCGGAAGUAGGUUACCGGUCUCCGAAUCAGUGUUCAAAACUCCCGGCACCAUAAUCGACACCGGCACCGUCAUCACAAGACUUCCAUCCGUGGCUUACGCUGCUCUCCGUACAAGUUUUCUGGAAGCGACGAAGGGUAGCGGCUUCCGGAGUGGAUAUUUUUCAUUUUUAGACACGUGCUAUGAUUAUACAAUGUACGAUGUAGUGAAGAUUCCGAAGAUAAGCUUCUUAUUCGGUGGGAAUAUCGAGGUCCCGAUCAAUGAAGUGGGGAUUCUCUACUUCCACGAUUGGAAGACGGUUUGCCUUGCGUUCGCCGAAAACAGCAAUGCCUCCGAUGUGAGUAUUUUGGGGAGUUUGCAUCAGGAAACUUUGGAUGUGGUUUAUGAUAUUGAGGGUGAGCAGAUAGGGUUUGGGACUGGAGGGUGUUCCUAAAUAUGUGUUAAGCCAAUCAUGCUACAGACACCGCUUCUUAGUCACUCUCUAGACGCUCCCCCCUCACAAGCAGUGGAGCUUGCAGAUGUGUGGAGCCCACUGCUUGUGGGAGAGAAAUGUCUGUAAAAUGGUUGAGAGACGUGUCCCCAGCAUUUCUAAAAACUACAAGAAUGAACAUGUUUGGUAGCGGAUCAAAAAAAAAAAAAGAACUUGUUUGGUAGAAUGUGAAAUAAGACGGUCAGAAAUAAUCAGAGCAGUCUGUGGGUUUAUGUGUGGUUUUUAUAUUAAGGUUUGGCAAGCAAAUAUGUACACAUGCAAUUCAUGUUUGUGUUUGUGUUUGUAAGUUAAAAGUUGCAUGGUGUUCAUGAGGCAACUUAAGUCAUGUUUGGUAGUUUGGAUUUCCCAUAACAAAGAAGGGAAUAAAUAUAACUACAAGAUCCAAUCAAUCAUAUCACAGUUGUUGGUACGAUA
Molecule: messenger RNA, 1942 nt
Organism: Rhododendron vialii
Lineage: Eukaryota; Viridiplantae; Streptophyta; Magnoliopsida; Ericales; Ericaceae
Product: aspartyl protease family protein At5g10770-like
Exons: 3
Coding region: 29-1471 (480 amino acids)
Biological process (GO): proteolysis
Molecular function (GO): aspartic-type endopeptidase activity
Source: RefSeq, a predicted model, not a curated record